Molecule: messenger RNA, 1795 nt
Organism: Aphidius gifuensis
Lineage: Eukaryota; Metazoa; Arthropoda; Insecta; Hymenoptera; Braconidae
Gene: cathD
Product: lysosomal aspartic protease
Exons: 7
Coding region: 418-1572 (384 amino acids)
Biological process (GO): cell death; proteolysis
Cellular component (GO): lysosome
Molecular function (GO): aspartic-type endopeptidase activity
Source: RefSeq, a predicted model, not a curated record
GAUAAGUAAAGUGACUGUUGGGGUAGCAAAGUCCAUGUCAAUGUCAUUGUGCAUUUUAGUGCAUUUAAAAAUAAUUAAAAACAAUAAUAUCAAAUUAAUUUUUUUAAUAUAAAAUUAUGUUAUUGGCUUUUGAAGGGUCACGUGAUGCACCGGCAAUGAUUCAACAAAAAAAAAAUAUUUGAGUCAGCUGAUGUCGAUUGGGAGUUUGGAUUCUCUCUCAGCUCUCUCUCCUCUCUUUGGCAACCAUCACAAAUAAAAAAUAAAAAAUACUUAAAAAUUAACUGAUCAUCAUUGUCAGGAUUGUCAGUCUGUUAACUGACACUUGAGCAUCAUCAAACAAUCAAUUUUUUAAUUUUAAAUUCAACGAAAUCAUUAACAAGUUUUUUGAUUUUUAAUUAUUUAAUAUUUUUAAUAAAAAUGCUUCGUGCAUUUUUAUGGCUUGGUCUUUUUGUAGCAUUGGGCUCAUCAGAAUUACUGAGAGUACCAGUCUACAAAACAAAAACAGUACGUCAACAUUUUCGUGAAGUUGAUACUGAAGUACAACUUGUACGUUUAAGAUAUGGACAAUCUGAUGCACCAGAACCAUUAUCAAAUUACAUGGAUGCACAAUAUUAUGGUGUAAUAUCAAUUGGUAAUCCACCACAAGAAUUCAGUGUUAUUUUUGAUACUGGAUCAUCAAAUCUUUGGGUACCAUCAAAACAAUGCCACUACACAAACAUUGCUUGCUUGCUCCAUAAAAAAUACGACAGUAAAAAAUCAUCAUCAUACAAAAAAAAUGGUACUGAAUUUGCAAUUCAAUAUGGAUCCGGUAGUUUAUCUGGAUACUUAUCAACAGACACAAUGAAUAUGGCUGGUGUUGAUAUUCCAGAUCAAACAUUUGCCGAGGCAAUGAGUGAGCCUGGUCUAGCAUUUGUUGCUGCUAAAUUUGAUGGUAUAUUAGGCAUGGCAUAUCCAAGAAUAGCUGUUGAUGGUGUCAAGCCACCAUUUGUCAACAUGUACGAUCAAGGAUUAAUAUCAAAAAAGAUAUUUAGUUUUUAUUUAAACCGUGAUCCAACAUCAAAAUUCGGUGGUGAAAUGCUUCUUGGUGGUUCUGAUCCUGAUCAUUACACCGGUGAUUUUACCUAUGUUCCUGUUGAUCGUCAAGCAUACUGGCAAUUCAAGAUGGACAAAAUUGAUGUUGGCAAUGAGACAUUCUGUGAAAAUGGAUGUGAAGCCAUUGCUGAUACUGGUACCUCUCUCAUUGCUGGUCCAGUUAAAGCUAUUGAAGCUAUCAACAAAGCAAUUGGUGCAACACCAAUAAUGGCUGGUGAAGCUAUGGUUAGCUGUGAUUUAAUUCCACAAUUGCCAACAAUUGAUUUUGUCAUUGGUGGUAAAUCAUUUUCACUGGCUGGCAAUGAUUAUGUUCUCAAGGUAACACAAUUUGGAAAAACAAUUUGUUUAUCUGGUUUUAUGGGCAUUGAUAUACCACCACCAAAUGGACCACUAUGGAUUCUUGGUGAUGUUUUUAUUGGACGUUAUUAUACUGAAUUUGAUAUGGAAAAUAAUCGUAUUGGUUUUGCAAUUGCCAAGUAAAUUUUAAUUUUACUUUUUUAUCAUAAAUGAUAAAUUUUUUUUUCAUGACUUUAAAUUAAAUUUCUUUUAAUUAAUAUUAUAUCAUAUACUCAGUGUUAUUAUUAUUAAAUUUAUGGAUUUUUCAGUGACCUAUUUUUUAAUUUUUCUUUUGAUUAUAACAAUUUAUAAAAUAAUAUUAAUAUCAUAUGUAAUUUCAAUAAAUCUUAUUUGAUAAAAUUUAUAA